AUCGAGUAGUCUAGAACUAGUAAUUCUCAGCUCGACUUGUAGAUAAGCAAUUGUAGUCCUAGGCGUGGACAGUAUUGUUUGUCUGGCAUCGGUAGUCAGGUUGUUAGUCAAGAUGGUUCCUUCGUGGAUAAAGCUGGCAGUUCUGGUCGCGUUGAUCUCUAUCCAUGUAGAUGCCAUAUUCCUAUCUUCAUGUUUUGGAUGUACGUGCAUCGACGGUAGCAGGAAGAAGAUUGAUUGCAGCAGUCGUCACCUGACAGCUGUACCCGACGGUGUGAAAAACCAAAGCGACAUUUACGAAAUAAACCUGUCAGGUAACAACCUGACCCAUAUAAGACGAUCCGAUUUCUUAGGUACCACUGCAAAAUAUGUCGAUCUAAGCAACAAUGUCAUCACAGCCAUAGACGACGACGCUUUUCUUCGCACACCUGAUAUAGAAAUCCUUGAUCUUCAUAACAAUAUGCUUUCUGCCUUACCAGUGGCCUUAAACAAGCUUACAAAGAUUAACACUCUUGAUGUGAGGGAUAAUCCUCAUGGUUCUCAGCCUCCUAUUAGCCUGACAAACUCCAUCAUGAAGGAGAUGGGGGAUACCAUUCAGACGUUCCAGUUUGGGCACUCUCGUCUUGAUAGUUGGCCGCAAACUAUCGAUCACUUUCAGGACCUACUGGAUCUGACCUUGGACCAUUCAAGUGACCAACUAGAGGUCAUCCCACCAAGGGCCUUUCACUCAUUUAAAAGUACCUUGUUAAAAUUGACCAUCAAGAAUACAAAACUGAAAGCCGUUCCACUUGGUGUUAGCUCCCUGCGGCGUAUUGAAGAGUUCCAUUUCGAUAGCAAUUUAGACGUUGGCAACGAAGGUGUAGUAGCACAGGCAUUCUUUCGUGAAGACAGCUCACUGAAAACGCUCAGUCUCAUCAAUGAUAACCUCACGCGAUUUCCACGUGCACUGGCGUACAUUUCAAACCUCCAAAGCUUAGAUAUGAGUCAUAAUCGCCUGGAUUUCAUCAGUGACGAAUCAGUCGGUGACUUGAGGAUCUCUAAUUUGACGAUGCAAUACUGCAAUCUAGACAGAAUCCCAGGUGCCCUUUUCCACCUAAACGGGCUAAAGCGAUUGGACAUGUCGCAUAACAACCUGGUAACGGUAGAAAACAAUGACAUCCAAAAUAUUCUGCAAGUCAGCAAUCUCACACUUUCAUACAACCCGAUAAAAUUCAUAUCGAACACUGCUUUUGGCAACCACAGUGAAUUGAAACAUGUGGAUUUAAGUUCUACAAAGCUCACUGCCAUUCCUGAGGCAUUCAACACAACCCAUGUCGACAAAAUCAACUUGAAAGAUAGCCCAGUUGAUUGUAUGUGCGACUACGUCUGGGUACACGAAAGCAUCGACAACUUUCAAGGAUGUUGCAACAAUAUUGAGGAAUCCAUCGGCGCCUAUGUUAAAUAUUAUGUACCACUUUGUCCAGAGUAUAUAGAAAAAUACGGACGUGACCCCUCAGCCAGCAGCUCCCCGCAGGCUCACCCAACAGUCGCGGGCAAGCAUUGUAAAGAUCUAAUCAACUGAAGAAAAGCUUUAUGAUUAUUUUCACGUUUUCUCAUAAAAAGGUUACGUUUCACGUUGCAAUUUAUGUACAUGAAAAGUCAAGAAAGUAAAUAAAAAAAGGGUUAUUCUU
Messenger RNA from Pecten maximus, 1667 nucleotides. RefSeq names its product leucine-rich repeat-containing G-protein coupled receptor 4-like. NCBI's taxonomy places the organism in Eukaryota, Metazoa, Mollusca, Bivalvia, Pectinida, Pectinidae. Gene Ontology annotation, molecular function: protein binding. Gene Ontology annotation, cellular component: plasma membrane. The transcript has 2 exons. The record is from RefSeq and is a predicted model, not a curated record. The coding region runs from base 113 to 1558 and encodes 481 amino acids.